AUGGCAAUGGAGGUAAUAAAUGGAAAUGAUGGAAAUAAUAAUGGUGGUGGAGACAAUGGGAACAAUGGUAAUUAUGGAAGAAAUGGUGGAUUCAACAGAGGAAAUAUGAACAAUCAAAACAACAAUCAGAAGAUGCAGGAGAAUGGUAUAGAAUCCUUCCCGAUGGAUGUAUUGGUAGAUAGCAAGAAUCUCAAAACCCAUUAUGAGAUUUUAUGUCAUAGACCUAAUUCUCUACAACAAGCAUUCAAGACAGCUGCUACCAUUGAGAUUAACAGGAAAGUUGUUGAGAAGGUUUCCAAGAGAGAUGAUCCAAAGUUGUACAAUUCUAGGGUCCCCAAGAAAGAUGAACUUACUUAG
Cryptomeria japonica (Japanese cedar) is the source of this 357-nucleotide messenger RNA. RefSeq lists its product as uncharacterized. The record is from RefSeq and is a predicted model, not a curated record. The transcript is spliced from 3 exons. NCBI's taxonomy places the organism in Eukaryota, Viridiplantae, Streptophyta, Pinopsida, Cupressales, Cupressaceae. The coding region runs from base 1 to 357 and encodes 118 amino acids.